UUUUUGUCUUGAAUACCUCUGGCCAUCGCACUAGGAAGCCGGUGGCAGUGUAGGAGUUUGGUGGCUUCCUCUGGCCUCAAAUUGUGAAACUCUUGGGCUAAUCAGCUUCCACGGUCAAUAGUUUAAUGAGUAUUAAAGGUGACUCCUCUGUCUACCAGUAGAGCAAGAGUGGUAACCAAAAUCACAGUCAUACAAGUUCAUUUCAGUUGAGCUGUCCAAACUGAAAUAAAUACUCAUAAAUAAAAACAUUGAACUAAUGGUUUACUGAACUACAAGAGCAGAAGGUUGAUACAUGUAACUCUUUGCGUAUGAAGAAAUCUUUCUUCUCAGAGAAGGAUCUAGAUUGGUUGUGGAACUUUGUUUAAGAACGGUGAUGUGCAGACAGAGUUAAAGCUGACUCUGAAGCCAGACCAUGUAGGGGCUUCACACCUGGCACUGGCAUGUGCUGUAUCUUCUAGGGUUUAGUUCAUUGUCUUCCAGUGUUAGUCUUGCCAGAGGCUCAGUCCAGCUUUUAAUGCUGUCUGCGCCAGCAGUCUGGGUCCUGACCUGACAAGUAUUGGUGUUGGUUCUGCUUUUCUCUAGCACUUCAGCCCUGUUCUUCUCUCAGUAACAGACAGUCAGUUACGUGGUCUGCAUAAACCAUUUCAUGCAACUAAGCUCUUAUGUAUGAAAAAUUAAAUUUUUUGCAAUGACUUCAGGUAGUAAAGAUUUAAGGCCUGUGAUCUAUGUUUUUUAUGUUGGCUUUGUUUCUGGUCUAAAAGUGUAAACAUUUUCCAAGGUGUGGCUGAAUUCAUAAUUUGAUUCCUCAGCGUUAGUUCAUACCUCUGUCAUUGUUUAAAAGGAAAUGCCAGAUGCUCUUAUGAUUUGUAAGUAGAUAUUGUCCUCCUGUAGAUAUAUGUGCAGUCCCCAUCACAGAAAUUCACAGUGCUUUACCAUGUCCCUGUUCCAGUGUGUGGUACCACAUUGUUCUGUGUAAGUACCUCAUCUUGCAGUAUAGUGGAGUGCCAGCUUUCAUGAGCCACUCGAAACAAGGAGAGAGAGGGUCAGGAUUAAGGGCUGUGAAAUUUGUGUGUACUUCUGAUUCAGAUUCCAGAAUCUGUUAUGCCCAGGGAGUAGCAGCUCUUAAUUUUGCCUGCAGACUUCACACCUGACCUCAGGUGAGCUUUACAUAUCCCACAGAGUGCUGACUAGUCCAGAAAUUUUUGCAGAUUUCAUGAAACUCGUACUUCUUUUAGGAGUUGUUUGUAAGAGGAGCUCAAGUAUUACUGAGGGAGUAGGGGGAGGUGUGGUUACACAGGAUAAAUUUGGGAAGUCAGCAGUAGCCAGAGGAAAACACACUAGUUUCAGCUCAUUAGUUGUGCUAAAGUUGUAAGAAGAUGUGUAGUCAGCUCUUUCCUCUUUUAUUUUGGUAAGUCAUGAACUAUGCUGUAGUUACAAAACCUGAAUAUGAGUUAAAAUUUCCCUGUGAUGGAAAUGUCAAGGUGCACAUGCAGCUCUAGAUAUUUAGCUCAUUAGUUAAUCCUGUAGGAAUCUGGGCCGACGGGAACGUACAGCUCAUUUUAAGCAGGCUGCUUUUUGUGUGAGCUGGGAUGAAGAGGAAUCCUCCGUGAGUAUAGGAAUUUAGAGUAAACAGUGGACAUACCUGCAUUCAGUACAGAGCUAUUGCACAGCAUGUGCAUAAAUGAUUUGUUGCAACAUUGGAGCUCAGUGGAGGUCAGCCAAGAAUGAAGUCAUUGGGAAUGAAGCUGGGAUAGAGCUGCAAGGUGUUGCUGAACCUGUUAUUUAGAAGGUGAAGUGCCCUGCAGAAGCUGAUGCUUGGGUGUGUCCUUUGGUUAACACCCGUCACCUGUUGCAUCAUGGAGGUGACCCAGUGACAACAAUGGGUCCUUCUGGAAAGAAGUGCAGAAAUCCUCAGAAGAGCAUUAGUUGAAAUGGAACCAUCACACUCAGAAACAUCCCAGGGAAAGAAGUUAAAAUGAUGGUCUGUUUGGGUUGGCAAAUGCACCCAGACUGGUCUUAGAACAUCUGAGGUGUUUCAAAUGCCAAGCUGAGGCAUUUAAAGUGUCUUAGAAAUGCAGUGUGGAGCUCAAGCAACAGCUGCAACUCUUGGCAAAGCUUUGCCACAGGAUUUUAUGAAAACUCUUUGUGAUGUCAUUCUUAUGGUUCAAGAAAGAAAGAUCCCAGCUCACCGUGUUGUGCUUGCUUCAGCCAGUCAUUUUUUUAACUUGAUGUUUACUACAAAUAUGAUUGAAUCCAAGUCCUUUGAAGUGGAGCUAAAAGAUGCAGAACCUGACAUUAUUGAACAGCUCGUGGAAUUUGCUUAUACUGCAAGAAUCUCAGUUAACAGCAAUAAUGUCCAGUCUUUACUAGAUGCAGCAAACCAGUAUCAGAUUGAACCUGUGAAAAAAAUGUGUGUGGACUUUUUAAAAGAACAAGUUGAUGCUUCCAAUUGUCUUGGCAUAAGUGUGCUAGCAGAAUGCCUAGACUGCCCAGAACUGAAAGCCACUGCAGAUGACUUCAUCCAUCAGCAUUUCACUGAGGUUUACAAGACAGAUGAGUUUCUUCAGCUUGAUGUUAAGCGAGUGACACAUCUCCUGAACCAAGAUACAUUGACAGUGAGGGCAGAAGACCAGGUUUAUGAUGCAGCAGUCAGAUGGCUGAAGUAUGAUGAGCCAAAUCGCCAGCCGUACAUGGUUGAUAUUCUUGCCAAAGUCCGAUUUCCUCUAAUAUCAAAGAACUUCUUAAGUAAAACUGUUCAGGCUGAACCACUUAUUCAGGAUAACCCAGAAUGCCUUAAAAUGGUGAUCAGUGGGAUGCGGUACCACCUCCUUUCCCCGGAAGACCGAGAAGAGUUAGUGGAAGGUACCCGACCAAGAAGAAAAAAACAUGAUUAUCGCAUUGCUUUGUUUGGAGGCUCUCAGCCCCAGUCCUGCAGAUAUUUUAAUCCCAAGGAUUACAGCUGGACAGACAUCCGAUGUCCCUUUGAAAAGCGCAGGGAUGCAGCUUGUGUCUUCUGGGACAACGUAGUUUAUAUUUUGGGUGGUUCCCAGCUCUUCCCUAUAAAGCGAAUGGACUGCUACAAUGUGGUGAAGGAUAGCUGGUAUUCCAAGCUAGGACCUCCAACACCUCGAGAUAGCCUUGCAGCCUGUGCUGCUGAGGGCAAAAUUUAUACAUCUGGUGGUUCAGAAGUGGGCAAUUCUGCACUGUAUUUAUUUGAGUGCUAUGACACGAGAACAGAGAGCUGGCACACAAAGCCCAGCAUGCUGACUCAGCGCUGCAGCCAUGGAAUGGUGGAGGCGAAUGGGCUCAUUUAUGUAUGCGGAGGGAGCCUGGGAAACAAUGUUUCCGGAAGAGUCCUGAAUUCCUGUGAAGUUUAUGACCCAGCCACAGAAACGUGGACUGAACUGUGUCCAAUGAUUGAAGCCAGAAAGAAUCAUGGUCUGGUGUUUGUAAAGGACAAAAUAUUUGCUGUGGGUGGACAAAAUAGUUUAGGUGGCCUUGAUAAUGUAGAAUAUUACGAUAUCAAGAUGAAUGAAUGGAAGAUGGUGUCUCCAAUGCCAUGGAAAGGUGUAACAGUGAAGUGUGCUGCUGUGGGAUCUAUAGUCUAUGUCCUGGCUGGUUUUCAGGGUGUUGGUCGCUUAGGGCACAUUCUUGAAUAUAACACUGAAACAGACAAGUGGACAGCCAACUCCAAAGUCCGUGCUUUCCCAGUGACAAGUUGUUUAAUCUGUGUUGUAGACACUUGUGGGGCAAAUGAAGAAACUCUAGAGAUCUGAAGACUGUAGGAGACGCUGAGGCAUUCUUCAAGGACUUGGGAAAAGAUGGUUAUUGGUGCUUUGCUUCCAUGUUUUACUGAAUCAUGUUAAAUUUAGUAACAGGAAAAAAAAUGAGAUGCAGUCUUUCAAUUUGUAUAUACAGCAUAUUGUAUAACGUGGAUUUUGUCAUGCCCAUUUUCUUGUCUGUUUUAAAGAGAUGGGGAUGUGUUUUGAGAAUCCACUUACCUAGGUGAUAUCAUGUGGCAUCUUCCUUUGAAAGAACUGUGAGUGUGGCCUUGUCAAACAGAGACCCAAUCCAAAUAUGUAGAAUGCCUCUAAAGCAUUUGAUAAAGAAAAAAUUCUGGUUAAAUGGCAUUUUACCAAGAUCAGUUGCAGAGACACUUCCUUUAAUGAAGGUGAGUAAAUACAGCUUGGCUCAUGAGAAAGAGGAACAACAGUUUUUUCUCCUUCAUACCUACCUGCAGAAAUCUUACUGGGAUGAAAUGAAGAUAUUUUCUCAGGAAAGACCAAGGACUGCUGUCUAAUAAAGAUUCCCAAUGUUUCAACAGCUCUCUAGGUCAUGAUAGCUGCCCUCUUCCACUGAGUUUCUUCCAUCAUUUGCAUGACUGCUUGUCAGUUCUUUAAGGUUAGAGAGGCCAUACAUAAAAAUUAGAGAAACACUUUGAUGGUCUCUUUGGCAUUUUGUGGAGCCUUCACAGAAAGACUUUUUGAUUUUAUUUUUUUUAAUUACACUGAGGUAGGGAAUGGUGGGGCAAGUCGACGACAAUUGUGCACUAUAAUUAGCAAGUUGGAAACUUGGAAAGAAUUUUUAAUCUAUCUUCCCAGGCAUCAGACUGUACAUACUGUAGAUGCCAAACCAUUAGCAAACAUGGGAACAGGAGCGAGAAAAGCAAAGUCAAUACAACAGAUAUACUGAUUUUCUUCUUGAAAAUUACUGUUUUUAAAAUGGCAUGAACCAAGUCAUUAAAGAUACUUUACAGAA
Vidua macroura (Pin-tailed whydah) is the source of this 4758-nucleotide messenger RNA. RefSeq names its product kelch like family member 7 (gene KLHL7). The record is from RefSeq and is a predicted model, not a curated record. Gene Ontology annotation, biological process: protein ubiquitination. Gene Ontology annotation, molecular function: protein binding. NCBI's taxonomy places the organism in Eukaryota, Metazoa, Chordata, Aves, Passeriformes, Viduidae. Gene Ontology annotation, cellular component: Cul3-RING ubiquitin ligase complex. The transcript has 12 exons. The coding region runs from base 2073 to 3776 and encodes 567 amino acids.